GUGGACGAAUAAAGACGUUUUCUUGCCUGCUUUCGAAAGAGGAAACAGGGCACCGAGCCGAGGCUCCGUGGUGCUGAAAGGACAGCUCCCCGGCUUUUUGACAGCUGCAGAUAUGUUCACCCGAAUGUUAAAGCUGAGACUGCUUAAUGCUGUAGCACCUGCGUACUUCUUUGUGGCCACUGCAGUUACGUUUAUACUACAUUUCUUCCUCUUCAUCCCAUCUAUCUUCCCCAAUCCGGACACAUCGCUGAGGAGCUCGACAACCCUUCACACAGCUGUUUUUCUCUUCCUGAUGUUUAAUGCAUUGGGGAAUUACAUAAUGACUAUCAAAUAUCCGGCUGAGAGUGCCAAUGACACAGCGAUUCCGGUGUGUUCACCCCACUGCUCGGACAAAGUGGAUGCCCACUACCUCCUUAACGGACGCCACUUCUGCAAACUGUGCAAGAAGGUUAUUUUCAGGAGAGAUCAUCACUGUUUUUUCACUGGAAACUGCAUCGGCAACAAGAACAUGCGCUACUUUAUCAUGUUCUGCAUCUACACUUCAUGCACAUGCAUGUACUCUUUGGUUCUUGGUGUGGCCUUCCUGACAGUCGAGUACUCCAUCUCCUUUGAGAACCCACUGACCUUCCUGACCCUUCUCCCUCUCUCCACUGGUUACUUCUUCAUGGGCACAAUCUCAGGCCUGCAGCUAUUCUUGGUGCUGAUGCUGUAUGUGUGGCUGGGCAUCGGCUUGGUGUGUGCAGGUUUCUGCUGUCAGCAGGUGCUACUGGUGGCCCGGGGGCAGACCUGGUGUCAGAUGCAAAGAGGGGAGCUGGUGGAGAAUCGCAGCCCUUGGAGAGCAAACCUCAAGAAUGUUUUUGGUGCCCGCUGGAUCCUUGGCCUUAUUCUGCCUGUGCAAACAGUGGAUACAUACUCUGAAGAUACAGAUGACCUCAAGCAAGACUGACGGACAACUAUUCGUCACAAAAAGUUUAAUUUUGGUCAAAAAAGGGGCUCAACUUGUAGAAUGUUGGUGGAAACUGUUUUCUAAUCUGUAUGGAUGCUUGUAGUAAGAUAGCUGUUAGCCUCAUGCCCUUAAAGCCAGGAGCCAUGCUAACAAUGUGAGACAAGUGCUAAGCAUACAUGUUUAUCUUUAAAGAGGCAUUUCUUAAUGCAAUAUUAGAUAAAUAAAAAAAUAAGUGAUAAGUAAAUAAUUUUUACAGCACCCUACCCUACAUGCAUAUCUGUUUACCUUCACUGCAAAAACGAUCUAGAAAUGAGUCAACAUUUCUUGAAUUAAAGGUAUUCCCCCCUUAAUUUGAGCAAGAAAAUAAGACGAUUUUCCAAUUGAAUGAGUAUUUUUACUCUUAAAAUAAGAUAAAUAGAUAAAAUGCUCUUAAAAUAAUACAAUGCAAUUGUUUUAUCUUAUUUUAAAUGAAAAUUGUCUUGUUCCAUUUGGAAAGUGUGUCAUUACCUCCUCUACUCAAGAAAGAUUUGACUUAUUUUAAGAAACAAUGACUUUGGAUUUCAUUGUUUUGCAGAGUUUUGAAAAUGUGUAAAGAAACCUUGCAGUAAAUUCAGCUUAUAUUUUAGCAAUGGCCUCUUAUGCUGAAGGUUUUAGAAAUAUGCAACAACUCAUGAUAACCAUUCCUCUUUGGACAAUCUCGCUAGAUCCUCCAGUCCUGAGUUCCUUCCUUUGCCGCUCUCCUCAUCUCAUCCCACACCGCUUUCAGAUGAUUAAGAGGCUUUCUGGUCGAGUCCGCCAGAAAUACCUUUUUACUGUAGAUGCCUUCAUUAUGAUUCCUUUAUAUACUGUAUUAUGUUUUAUGUUUGAUAGAAAAAAAACAAACUCAGUCUUUAUCCAAAGCAUAGGGUUUUUUUUCUGUCUCUUUGAUGUUUAGCAAAGCUAAGACAAA
Molecule: messenger RNA, 1895 nt
Organism: Cyprinodon variegatus (sheepshead minnow)
Lineage: Eukaryota; Metazoa; Chordata; Actinopteri; Cyprinodontiformes; Cyprinodontidae
Gene: zdhhc22
Product: zinc finger, DHHC-type containing 22
Exons: 3
Coding region: 113-946 (277 amino acids)
Biological process (GO): protein palmitoylation
Cellular component (GO): Golgi apparatus
Molecular function (GO): palmitoyltransferase activity
Source: RefSeq, a predicted model, not a curated record